Molecule: messenger RNA, 477 nt
Organism: Funneliformis caledonium
Lineage: Eukaryota; Fungi; Glomeromycota; Glomeromycetes; Glomerales; Glomeraceae
Source: the annotation of a GenBank genome assembly
AUGAAUCCACAUAGAAUUAUAAGAAAUCCAAAUGUUUCAGUUCGUUCGAUAGUAUACGAUUUCUUGGAUCGUAUUGAUUACAAUAUCCUUAAUCAACCCCCUUGCAAUGGUAAUGCAAAUGUGCUCGCGGCAUAUGCAAGAGGCGAUUCAUUAAUUCAAGUAUUAACUGGAAAAGGCCUCUUCCGACAAAAUUUAGAGAAGGAAGCUCGCCGAUUACGAAUUCGUAAUAGACUAGUAAUUAAAACUGCGACGGAAAAGAUUUGGAACUUACACUUAACGAGCCUUCAACGCGAUAGAUUUGAAAGGUUGGCCAAUGAUGCAAAUAAUUUUAAUCAAAACGGGAUGCGAUUUUUUACCGAAAAUACCCAGGACAGGAUCGCUGGCAUAACUAUUGUACAAACGACGAAUAAUCAGUUAGUGGAUAACUUUUAUAACGGAAUGGUGUUUAAUGAUUGCGAAUCUAUAAUACCAGGGUAA